GUUCUCCGCAGUGAACCAAAUGAUCUAGCCAAUCAUUCUCCUAACAGUCUACCGAUUAUCCAAGUUUGGUAUUCUGUAAGUUCCUAGGUCAUAUCGCAAUUACUCCCUUGAGAGUAAUAUCUGUUCGAUAUGCAAGUGGUCUAGUCACUACCUGUAAGGCAAGCUCCACAGACACCUUACUACUUUCUAAGCUUUCUCUCUUGUCUCGCCAAUCUAGUAUUGCCAUAUAAGAGAACUGUCUUGCUGGGUGGAAUCUCUUUGAAGGAUAUCUUUCCCCGCAAAUGCCUGGCCUGCUCCUUUGCGGUACCCUUUUCCGUUCCUCUUCUUACCAUCUUUCUUGAGUUGGGAAAGCGGCUUUUAGCUCAUUCCCUUUGAAUAAGCUAAUAACAGAAUUUCAUAGAUAACGGAGACUCUUUCUUUUCUGAGGAACGAAUCUCCGUAGCUCAAUAGCAAGCAAGCUCUCGGCACUUACUUACUUAUGAGGAAAAGGAUGGAGACCGCCCUUCUUUCUUCACUAUCUGGCUAUCGAGAAGAUAAAAUUGAAAUGCAGGGGAGUCAGUCAAUAGGCAGAAAAGUAACCCAAGGGAAGAUCAUGUCACUGAAGACCAAGCCACGAGCUAGCUCAGUUAGAACGAAAUUAGGACUACUCUCACGACUAUGGACAGUUCUCCUUCCCCCCCACCACCUACCUUCCCUGAACGAGCUCUUUCUAUCCGUUCCUUUCCCUUACUUCCCUAAAAGCUGGAUCUAUCUCUUCCUCCGAGUCGUGCCUCACCAAAACUAGAGAUUUUCUUACAGUCGUGACAUCGCUCCGCCAGACCCAGUUUGGACCAGGGGGGGUAGUGACACUUGUCGUUCAAGAUAAAGGGGAACGAUCCGCUUUCCGAACCACCACCGUUGACAAGUCUCCUUAACGAAACAGAAAAGGUCACCAAGGGGCCUUCGCUCGAGGUCUGGAACGGAGGUGCGCUCCUAUACGCCCUCUGUGCAGUGACCAGAGGGGAAGACUAGAGCAGACGAAAGCAUCCGAUCGACCACUCAUCCAGCCGGAAAAAGAGACCGACUAGCGAUAUAGUGGCGGGGGACCCUCUAUUACGAUUUUGCAUUACAUCCCACCGGGAAAGCCACCAGCUAUAUCGCAGAAGAAGGGAAAGCAACUACUUAGGACAUACCCCUUCCAGGAACAUCCAGUACUUAUGAUACUGAACAGAGCAGAACUACUUCUCUAUGUGCCCGGCGACAGCAAAGCUUGUUGGACUAUUGAAUGACUUGGUUGACCCAAGAAAGAAAGCAUAGCAGGAAGGUAGCUCUCGAGCAAGCCCUGUGGAAAUCAAUCAUCACUUUGUGGAUUACCUCAAAAGAUUAGCAGAUCAAGAUCGCAUUUCAGGGACUACAAACAACAUCGAUAGAUUGGCAGGAUGAAAACUAGAAAGCAACAGUGUAGAAGGUUCCUCGCAACUCUCAAUAUGUUAAAAAAUGACUAUACCUUUGCCUAGCAAAACACGACUUUCGGAAUCUUUCGUGUCCCAAAAUUGGAUGUUGGAAAGCCCACCCUCAAAUGCUAUUCUGUCUAUAGAAUAUUGAACCUGUUGAUGAACCCAACCAGGAGACCUCCAUUCUGGUUUAGCUCCUGCCUUGGUACGGGUAUAGGUAGCUCGCAGACGAGUCCAGCUCAGAGAUUUCAUUUUUGAGGUCUCAUCAGGGACCUUAUGAAAUUCUGAAUCGCGUUGUUGGCUCUGAUAGAGCCCUUCUCGAGUGAGUUUCGCUUGUCCCCGAAUCCCUCCUAAAGAUAGAGCUUGAUGGGGAGAACCAUGCUUACCACAUUCAUCUGAGGUCGGUAGCGAGCUCUGCGCAAGUGAGAUACCUCUGCAUUUGCAUGAUGGUGAGGCUGAUCCGUGGGGAGUGCGAAACGGUGGCGUUGGGAAGUUUUCCCGCGCUUUCCUGGUCCUUUCGAACCAGAUAUUUGAAAACCUGGAAAAAGACUUUGGCUACGAUUCGAUCUCGAAAGCCCAGACUUCAUAAAAGGCGACUGACUCUUCCACUGCUACAUGAACCAUCCGCUCCUUUUCCGAUUCAGCUCCUACCUCGCUCCUUUCAUUCUUUCUUAUCGAUUCGCUUGCUUCGCACCACCCACCUUCUCCUCUAGAAAUUGCAUAAGAAAGGGACGUUAGCGAGAAAAGAUUAAUGAGCUAAUUCCUACCUCCAAGAUCUGAGGUACCGUUAGUGAUCCACGAGAAUUCCCCUGUCUUGAAGACCCUUUCCUUGCUUUCAAAGCAAAUCCUGGGGCACCUGGCUUUUACAGCCCUUUCUCAGUGGAUUUUCUUUCCUGGCUUUUGAAACCUGAUCUGAAGGAUCCUGGGACUGAGUAGAGGAGCGUCUUCGGUGCAGAUUGAAGAGCGAAGCUUCUUCUUUUUUCAGUGGAUUAGUGAGAAAUGGCGAAAAGUGUAAGUCAAAAUGCCUGAUUGGCUAAACUUUUUUCUAGGGCUUCCAAGGGAUGAAUCUUGUUCAAUCUGUGGAUUGGUUAUAAAUUGCUAAAAGUGUAGGUCAAAAAGCCUGAUUGGCGGAGUUGAAGAGUGAGAUAGCCGUGUCAGUUUGAAUGUUUACCGAAGGGCUAGGCUAAAGCUCAUAGUGGCUGCUACGCUCCUUGCCUUUCAGUUCAAACCGGAAUAAAAGCAGGCACUUGCCAAAGCCCUCACCAAUCGCUAACUCUUGUGAUCAACGCACAAAGAAAUCGAUAGCUAUGUACCUUUUGGCCUUUUUUUCAUCCCCAUCCCUAAAGCCCUUUCUCACUGGUUGUCCAAGGGCCUACUUGACUGUUGAAUGAAAUAGGAAGAGAGCACUCUGAAUGGAGGAUGAUAUCCUGAAGGUGAUGCCUAUGCGAAUAGAGAGCACAAUGGGGCGUGUCGCUAAAGCUGAUGUAUGAGACCCUCCCUUCUGUCUAAAUACUAAAUAGCAUCCUUCAAUCCUAGCUUCAUGAGGGCAGCCUCACUUUUUCUGGGAUCUCGCUUAGAAUAGAACCCUAUCGCGAAUAGGAGAGGGAGCCGACCGACCAGAUAAAGCCCUUUCAACGCUACGCCCCUUGCUUCUCCUUCCGCCUUGGAGCACCGCUUGAUUGAUGAGAAUGCCACCACCUUGCAACUAAGAGAUGGUUAAAGCCAUUCUGUGAAGAGAGAGGGCAACUCUACCACGGAGUCUCUCGCCCAAGAGUGGCAUUAAUAGCCCCAUAGAGAAAGGAAGUUGCUGAAGUCCCUACAAUCUUUCUUAGGGGACCCGAUUACCUACUUCUGCCGGCGGGGGGAGAGUCCUUAGAGUAGUUCCAACGCCUGUGGUAAUAGGGUUAGGCCUGUAGACUCUUCCUACUGCCAAGUCAAAGCUGACGACCGCUUAUGCCGGCAAGAGCUGGGGAUUGACUAUGAGCUGUAGUCUUUUGAUGACUUCUUUCUACGGGACUUCCUUUUUCUCCUUGUAAGGGAGAAAGUGCCAGAGAGUCAUUUUGGGAGCAUAAGGUGAGGACGCUAGUUUAGGCUCAACUUGACUUCCCUAAAGUUCCUAUCCCUUACUAAAAAGCAACCUAGAACCGAUCUCUGCUAAUAGAAAACGAUGAGUGUUCGCCCUUGGUCUACGCGGAUCAGGGGCCCAGCUAACGCGUGAAGAUUGAGAUACGCAAGACACGAAAGAAUUCUCCUGCCGAAGGGAAGGCGCUUCUGUCCUUCUGUCAUUGCACGCGUGAAAACCUUCUCGCUUCGCACCUCUGCCCGGCCCGUUGGUUGAGCGCAAUUACGUAGAGAAAGAGAAGAUGCUUGAGCUUGAGAUAGUAGACGGUCUAAAACUAUAGCUGUCCGGAAAAUCGAUAGAAUGUCCAGAUUUCCCAAAAAUCAUUUCCUGGAAAAGUAGUAUCCCGAGGCUAAAAGUAAGUAAGCAACCAGUUCCGUUCAAACACUGACUUUGGUAGAGGGAUUAAGCUGAGUUUGGGGGGUACCUUCGGCAGGACAUUCAGUCCUGACCCAUUGUCAAUAAGGACUUUGGCGACGGUGUGAGUUUUGAAUUUGAUCAUGGCAUCAAUCUUGCCAUGAUCUUUCAUCUCAUGACUGAAGUUGACCAUGAAGCCAGUGAAGCAAAGGCUUAUAUCCUGGUUUCAGAGGGAGCUUGUGCACAUGAAUCAGAAGGGAUUUCUUCAUUUCAGAGUGGCAUUAGUGCCAUUAGAUUACAAAAGCCACCAACCAACAAGCCGAUUGCGCAAACGCCUUAAAAACUCUAGUAGCGACUAGCUGAUAGAGAUGCUGCCUCAGAAACGGAAAAAGCAUUUGUUGCAGCUGGCGCGGCGCAUAAUCUAUUUGUCUAUUCGUCAGAAGGCAAUCCGUAAUUAGCUUAGAUUGGUGCGUUCGCCAAAAAUCCGAGUGAUCGGGAUCUAAUUCCAUCAUACGUUCGAUCAUUUGCCUUUUCAAUUGAGCGGUCUCCCGUGCCUGCUGGAAAGGCAGAUCGGGAUUCGUUCCGGGGGGAUUUGUCCCUUAAGCGCCUAAAAAGAUGUUCUUCCAUGUGACGACGUAGCUCCACUUCUUCUGAGUCAGGCUCAAUCUCUUCCGCUGGGGGCACAUUUAGAUCGAGAGGCGGCCGCUGAGAUGAGCGAGGAAGGGAAUGGGAAGUGGAAAGAUCUGCCCAGUAGCAUGGAUUGACAACCCUCCAUAACAUCUUUCAAAUUUUCGUAAUAUAAAAAAAGAAAUGAAAGAAUUUCGUAUGUAAUGAUAUGGUAUGGGGAACGUAAAGCUGAUGCCUCCCCGAGUUAUCACUCUUUUUCUUCCUGUUAUCUAGCUUAAGGAUGGAUGCCAUGCUUACUUUUCGAGUUCGGGGGCGGGAAGAUCUACUCAUUCAAAGGGAAAGCGCACCCCUCUAUUUAUUUUCUUCUCAAAAGAAGAAGAGCUAGUGGAAUGGGCCCUUACCUCAUGCCAGCGGGGGAAAGAAAAGAGGCCCACUACGAGAGGAGAGAGUGAUUCAGCUGCUAACAAGCGCAGGUUUUUCAUUAAAUGAAUGGUUAUUCGGGAAACGUCUGUUGAUGAGGAGGUUAUACAUAGUAAAAAAAAAAAGAAAACCAGGGGGCGGAUUCAACCUGGGCUCCGUUCGAAGAGACGAAUAAUGGUCCUUCUCCCUCACAUGCUCCUUCCCAUGAGCAACUCGGUUGGCUUCGUGAACAAGAGCGCUGAUCACCGGAAGAUGAACAUUGAAAGGACUGAAAGCGUAGCGACGGGAUGUAGAUGUUGAUUUUGGAGGUCGCGUACUUCUUUAGUUAUAAUGCCAUCGACACGGUUGAAGCUUCCACUUUUCUUUGGUCCCAACAUGACCGACCAAGCGUAACGACCGCAGAAGGUACGGCCGGAGAAUUCAUCUCCAAGUCAACAGCAUGUCGGGCAGGUCCUGAGGAGGAUAUAGCCGAGUGAGUCUCAGACUUGUUCUCCCUUUGGAACUUUCUGGCUAAUGACCUGUCGAGGACUCUUCAGUCAAGCGCAUCCGAGCAACGAAGGUCGAGCUCCAAAAUUCAAACGAGAAUGAGGGUGUGAGAUCAAAGUGAGACAUGGAUCGUGUGUUCUAAUAGGUGACCAGGCCAAGGGACGCUGUCGGAAUCGCCCGGUUAAGUUGGACAGCAGUGACUCACUUUCUCUCCCGAAAGGGGACCGCUCCUACCUCUGGGAAACGAUCGGCACGCAGACUAGCUAUAUUAGCAGUUCGGGCAGGUCAAAGGUGAUCCUCCAAUCCGGGGAGAAUCGAGAGGGACCUAAGCGGAGCCGAUGAGUGAUACGAACAAAGGGGUUCCAUAAGUAAUUGGAGGGACCAUCGAUUCUUCGGACGUCAGCUGAGAGGCCUAGGAGAUUAGACAGUAGGGAACCGAAGCCAAGAGCUAAACAUAUGCAUGGGUGUACCCUCCAACUCCUGCGUUGGCGUGAGGGGAUUUGGGAAUCAUAGAGGGCGUAUUACCAACGGAACCCCAAACGUGAGGUGGUCAGUCCUACUCUCUCGAGUGCCUUUGCAGUUAGUAGCGGAAAGAGAGAAUUCCCUCUACAAUGACGGUACGAAAUCGAUCGGAGACUAGGAAACGAAUCAGUUCGUUUGACCGGUCCUUUCGAUUGCUAAACAUCAUUGGAUAAAAGGGCAGCGAAGGCUACGCUACGGUCGGAGAUUCAUCCCAGGUCCCCUUAAGAGCAGGCGCGUAGGGUAAAAAAAGAAAAAAUAAGAAGCUGCGUGUGAAUCCCAUCUAAAGCUCUUUCCUACUUACUUAAUUAUAAUAGAAGCGUUGGCCUAUUGGGAGCUUUCGGAAAUCACUUUGCAGAUCAAGACCAUAGGAACAGGGAAGAAGACGGGAGAAGACCUUAUUUAGAUGGAUUGGUAGCGCAGGUGGCCCUCUAGAAUGGAGUUCGGGCAGUGCUCUCACUUACGGGAAAUGAGGGUAGGGGGGUCGCAGAAUUCGGGACCUAACGAUGUUCGCUUCGUCACAUGAACGGGAGCGGACGAUUCCCUCGUCUCUCCCUUUUCGGGGAAUGGCUGCAAUCACAAGCAAGUGAUUGAAUGAGUGGGGGCUCCGAAAGCACAUGCGGGAUAAGCAGGUGUUUCAGGAGACGGUCUAAAAAUGGGUCCGGUCCAGAAAGAAAAGAAAAGAGAACUCUCAACAAGCUGGAACUAAUCAAGAUCAAUAGGAAGAGGAGGAAGAGGAUCAAAUCAAAAAGCUUAUGACGAGCAUCUAUUUGAAUCGAUCAUUUCCAAGAGCUAAUUCCAGUUUUUCCUUAUUCCGAGGUAACGCCUUACAAUCUUCAGUCUUACGCUUAAGGGGUAAAAUGUUCUUGUUGGAUGCAGGACUUGGGACCCCCAUCAUUUGUAUGCAAGAUGAGCUUACAGGAGUGCCAAAAAACCGAGCCACCAGGUUUGAGAAUAAAGUGGGUUCCCUGGGUAAAUCAAUGAUCAAAGAGCGAGCAGCCGCCAGGUUGAAGAAAAAGGAUGUCGCCUGGUAUUUUAAGAAUAAAGUGACCGCCUGCUUUUUUAAGAAUAAAGUGGCCGGUGAAUCAAUGAUCAAAGAGCAUAUUUUGGAGAGAUUCUUCAUCGAUCUAGUGGCCGGUGAAUCAAUGAUCAAAGAGCGAGCAGCCGCCAGGUUUAAUGAUUUGGUGGGAUCCACAGAUGUAGUGGCUGGUGAACCGCUUCUUCUUCCACGAAGAUUCAUACAAAUCCGAGCUUGGAUGGAACUGAUAAAGAUUUGGCGAACGAAAAAAAAGGUCAAAGGCUUUUAUAUUAAGAAAAUCAAGGGAGGUUAUUCAGUAGCCAUCGCAGGUUUCAUUACUUUUCUUCCAUUCCGUCCUCUCAAAAGGAAAGGAACAUGGAAAAAGGAAUCGCGAAGGCGAUGGCGAAAGAUAAUGGAAAGGCGAAGGCAAAUGGAAAUGCAAAGGCGAGCGCUAUUGAAUGGUCGAUUCAACAUCGAGCGCUAUGAUCCCAAAUGGAUGAAUAUUGUGGUGUCGCUACCAGCGGAAGAUCAAAGAAGAACUUGAUGAGCGAAAUUUGCUGACGAAAAAGAGCACUUUUUCAAUUCCGAAGCCUAGCCUCUCCUGUAACACUCUAUCACCUUAAUCCAUUCUUUAGCCUUUCCUGUAACACUCUAUCACCUUAAUCCAUUCUUUUGUUGAAAGAAA
This is a messenger RNA of Hevea brasiliensis (rubber tree), 7664 nucleotides long. RefSeq names its product ribosomal protein S1, mitochondrial. The transcript has a single exon. NCBI's taxonomy places the organism in Eukaryota, Viridiplantae, Streptophyta, Magnoliopsida, Malpighiales, Euphorbiaceae. The record is from RefSeq and is a predicted model, not a curated record. The coding region runs from base 6717 to 7523 and encodes 268 amino acids.